AUGGCUCAAUCUAAGAAUAUAGACAAAGUUCUUGAUAUGCAUAGUGAUGAAACUAUUGCAAAUAACCGUUUAAGGUUGAAGACAUCUAUUAAUGCUAUUCGAUGGCUUGCAUUUCAAGCAUGUGCAUUUAGAGGCGAUGAUGAAAGUCUUGGAUCUUUAAAUAGGGGAAAUUUUAUUGAGUUAAUUAAGCUUUUAGCUUCCUGUAAUCAGAAUGUUCAUAAUGUUGUCCUUGAAAAUGCUCCUGGAAAUGCUCAAUAUAUAUCUCCCAGUGUUCAAAAAGAUAUAUUGCAUAUCUUUGCUAGAAAAGUGCGUGCAACAAUUCGAGAAGAAAUUGGUGAUUCUAAAUUUUGUAUAAUUAUUGAUGAAGCAAGAGAUGAGUCAAAGCGAGAACAAAUGUCUGUGGUUUUGAGAUUUGUAGACAAGCACGAAAUUUCAUCAGUUCUUUCUCGUCAUAAUCUUGAUGUCCAAAAUCUUAGGGAAAAAGGGUACGAUGGAGCUAGUAAUAUGCGUGGUGAAUGGAAUGGAUUGCAAGCUCUAUUUUUGAAAGAUUGCCCUUUUGCUUAUUACAUUCAUUGUCUUGCUCAUCGAUUACAAUUAGCACUUGUUUCUGCAGCCAAAGAAUUAAGGGUUGCUCAAGCAAAUAAUGUUGCAAACUUAAUUGCUAAUGAUCAAAUUGUGACAGGUAGUGGACUUAAUCAAAUUGCUUGUUAUGCAUGUGUUGAUGCUACUUGUGAAGUUCUUGAAAAAAGUACCAAAGAAGGUAAUUUCUCUACUCGUGGUGAUGCUAGUGCUGCUUAUGAUGCUAUCACAUCCUUUGAAUUUGUCUUUAUUUUGCAUUUGAUGAGAAAUAUUUUGGAAGUUAGUCAUGAUCUUUGUCAAGCUUUGCAACGAAAAAAUCAAGACAUAUUGAAUGCUUUAACUCUUGUUUCUACUACGAAGACUUUAAUCCAAAGAAUGAGAGAAUCAAGUUGGGAGGCUUUCAUAAAAGAAGUUAUAUUAUUUUGUGAGAAACAUGAAGUUGAAGUUCCUGAUAUGAAUGCAUUGCAUAUUCCUAGAAGAGGUCAGACUCGCAAAAUUGUUGAUCAAAUUUCAGUAGAGCAUCAUUACUGUGUUAAUUUAUUUCUGGCUAUAAUUGAUACACAAUUGCAAGAGCUUAAUGGAAGAUUCAAUGAUAAUAUGGUGGAAUUGCUUACUUUAAGUUCAACUUUAGAUCCCAGAGAUAAUUAUAAGUUCUUCAGUGUCAACAAAGUAUGUGAAUUAGUAGAACGGUUUUAUCCAGGUGACUUCAGUGACCAAGAGAAAUUUCACAUUAGAAUGCAAGCUCAACAUUAUGAACUUGAUGUUCCUAAUCAUAUUGAGUUAACUAACUUGUGCACAAUUUCGGAGUUAUGUCAAGGAUUAACGAAGACAGGAAAGUCUUUAACAUAUCCUUUGAUUGAUCGUUUGAUUCGCUUGGUAUUAACUCUCCCUGUUUCAACUGCUACAACUGAGAGAUCUUUCUCUGCUAUGAAUAUUGUGAAGAAUAGACUCAGAAACAAAAUGGAAGAUGAAUUGCUUGCUAAUUGUCUUUUGAUUUACAUUGAGAAGAAGAUUGCUGAAAGAUUUGACACAGAUUCUAUUAUCAAUGAAUUUUAUGAUAUGAAGAAUCGACGUGUACCACUUCACUGGAUAGAUUAUAAUACCGAGAGUGAUGAAGAGUUUGAAGGUAAUUAUGAAGUUAUUGGUCCAACUGAAGAUGUGGAAGAAGAUGAUAUAUCAGUUGAGGGAGAUGUAGCAGAUGUUGCUAAUGCACUAGUGGAUCAACAUUCAUUAUAG
Molecule: messenger RNA, 1815 nt
Organism: Arachis ipaensis
Lineage: Eukaryota; Viridiplantae; Streptophyta; Magnoliopsida; Fabales; Fabaceae
Source: RefSeq, a predicted model, not a curated record